AUGCGAGAGCAGAGAGCGAUCCGGAUGAAUGACGGCGGCGAUGAUGGCGCUGUCGAUUUUUCACCGGACGCCACGAUCAAAGAACCUUCGCUGAUCAUCCGACCGACACAGCCGAAACAGGUUAAACCGAUUGGCUCGUCUUUGAUAUUGAACUGCCAGCCCGACGUCGAACAACCAGAACUCAUAAAGUAUCUCAAAUGGCUGGAUCCGCAGAACAGGACGAUCGAUCAGACCUCGACCGCCGGAGCGCACGUGACCACCACGUUUACUUCCAGCAACAAUUUGGGGCUGGUGAUAACUGGACUCACCGAAGCUGAUGUGGGCACGUACACGUGCACCGCCACUUAUUCCAAUUCUGAAUAUCUGGUCCGCAGUGUGAUCGUCGACAGUUUCUACGACAUCACGUGGGUGGACGCUCCUACCGAACAAUAUCCGAUAGCCGGGACUAGUUACAAAGUACGCUGUAAAGUCAAGGCCAAUCCCGCGCCACUGGUCGACUGGUACAAGGAAGACACCAGGAUUCAGGACGGCAACGGAUUCGUCAAGGACAUCGACGGUCUGCUGAUCCAAAACGUCACCGCCGAAGAUGAUGGUCUGUACAAGUGCCGUGCCAUCGUUUUGGACACGGGUAACAUCCAGGACCGGGACAUCAGAGUCGAGGUUCACAUCCCGCCGACGUUUGCACCCGAUCAAGUUUCCAAGCUGGAAGUCGUCGAGGGCGAGAUGGCCAGCGUGCGGUGCGCGGCCAACGGUAAACCGGAACCCAAGGUGACUUGGAUACACAUGCCGGACCAGCGGGACUUGAGCGAGGGGACCGAGAGGUAUUCCGUGAACAAGCUGACGGGCGUGUUGAGCCUGAACCGCAUCAGCCGCACCGACAACGGUCAGUUCAAGUGCGUGGCCAGCAACGCGGCCGGUCAGAUCGAGCGGUUGGUCAACGUGGUCGUGCUCAUCAAACCCGAGGUGCUGGACGUGACCAAUGUUUCGGUACCCAUCAACACCGAGGCCAGAGUCAAAUGCUCUGCAAACGGCAACCCUCUGCCGUCGAUCACGUUCAGGAGAGUGGGCACGAACGUCGUCAUAAAAUCGGGAAUCGAAGAUUAUCGCAUUAGCGUGGAGCACGACACCGUGGGGGACUUGGCAAUGGCCACUCUUGUGAUUAAACACCUGAACCGAUCCGACGACGGACUGUACACGUGCAUCGCGUCGAACAAGGGCGGCGAAGGGAUGAAAAACGGUCAUCUGACCGUCGAGUUCCCGCCAGUGUACGCCAGCAACAUGGUUAAGGAGGUGUGGACGUGGAACCGGAUGCCUGUGAACCUGUCGUGCGUGUCCGAAUCGCUGCCGAACGCCUCCAUCACGUGGCUUUUGAACAACCGUAUAGUGGAGGACGACAUCAACGUGCAAAAGUUCGGAAAGGGCCCUUACAGCAACCUGCUGGUGACACCUGUCGAUCAGCGCUACUACGGCGUGUACUCGUGCCUGACCAAAAACAUUCACGGCGAGAACAACGCUCAAAUCACUCUCCGGGAGGCUCACCGACCGUCCAAAGUGUCACAGGCCAAGUUCGACGUGGUCACCGCUACGACGAUUUCGUUUGGUUUCGUGGGUCCGACAGACACGGGUGGCAUCAAAGUCAAAGCCUAUGCCGUCCAGUACAAGGAGGUAAAGCAGUCGUGGGAUGAAGGUCGCAACAAAUCAUGGCCAGUGGACACGCCUUACAUACUGGAAAACCUGGAAGCUCACAGGACCUAUACGUUCAGGUUCGCCGCCAUCAACGACGUGGGUACCAGCGACUGGAGUCCCUCGGAACAGCGCACCAUGCCCAAAAGAAGCGCUCCUGAGGAACCAAAAAUAUUGGUCAACAAGGACGUGUACACCGAUGAUUACAUCAACUCGCCGUACGGCAACAGCUACGAAGUGAACUGGAAGAUACCGGCCGACAACGGGGAGCCCAUAAACCUUUACAACGUUCGUUAUUGCGUGGCCGACAAGGUAAACACGAUGUGGGUAACCAGAACGGAAUCGUGCCGGAGCGAGGACCUCAAGUCUCCGGACAAGACUGCGUUUUUGAUGGACAAUCUAAACGCUGACACGUUUUACAGAGUGGAAGUCAGAGCCCACAACGAAAUUGGAUUUAGCGUACAGUCAGAACUCGUCUUCAAGACUGCGACCGGCGUGGACAUACCUCCGAUGCAGCCGCCGUACACUAACCGACUCAGCUCGGUGGUCAUAAUCAGUAUCGUCUUGGCCGUCCUGUUCACCGUGCUGGUGGUCAUCGACGUGUCGUGUUACUUCGCCAACAACACUGGUAUCUUGUACAUUCUGUUCGGGAUGUGUUGUCGGAAGAAGAAGAGAGACGAGGACGCAAAGCUCGGAAGUUUGUAUGGUUGGCGUUUUCCGUUGCCGUAUUGCAACAACAGCACGGGCGAAUCGUCCAGUAACGGAAACGGUUCUUCUUACACUUCCGACGUAGAGAAAGUCCCCUUGCCAGAUAUGAACUUUGUGUUCGAGGGCAAAGAACUGUUGACCAACGGCAACACUUACCAGAGCAACAAUCUGCGCAUCGAACCCACCGAAAUGCUGAAAAAGGACACUGAAGUGGAGUACGACGUCAAAAGGUCCGUGUCGCAGACCCGUUUCGUCGGCAAGGAUUCGGCCGUCUAA
Messenger RNA from Macrosiphum euphorbiae (potato aphid), 2667 nucleotides. The record is from the annotation of a GenBank genome assembly. Lineage: Eukaryota; Metazoa; Arthropoda; Insecta; Hemiptera; Aphididae.